Nicotiana tabacum (common tobacco) is the source of this 1291-nucleotide messenger RNA. RefSeq names its product calcineurin B-like protein 1. Gene Ontology annotation, biological process: calcium-mediated signaling. Gene Ontology annotation, molecular function: calcium ion binding; kinase binding. NCBI's taxonomy places the organism in Eukaryota, Viridiplantae, Streptophyta, Magnoliopsida, Solanales, Solanaceae. The record is from RefSeq and is a predicted model, not a curated record.
UCGUAAUGAUCUUGGUCAACUGACGUUUUACUGUUUUAGUAUGUUACGAUUGAUUUGAUAAAGUUGACCUUGUGUUGUGAAGUUGAAAGUUUUGAGAUGAACAAAUGGAGAAACUGUGAGGGGGAGGUUAAAGUAAUGAUGCUUUUUGACUGAAACACAAGAUUCCUCCUUUUCUGUUGAAAAAUCCUGUGCCGAUAAUUCUGAUUUUACGUAUGGAAAAUCCCUCGAUAUCUUGUUCCUUUUUUGUGGAGAGAUGCUAUCGCAUCACAGGUAUUUAACAUAACCAUACCUAACGUUUUUCCAAAAAGUGGUGACGAAACGUACAACUUGUACAAAUUUCCUUGCUAUUUUUUAAGGUGCUAAAUCUAUUUACAACAGGAAGAAAUUUUAGAGCUUGAUCUGAUGUUAGAACUUAGAACACGGUGAAACAGGGAAGUUUCCUCAUUUAUGCAAUGGAAAAUAGUCGUUCUGAGUUGUGCUGAAAAUCAUUCAAAAGAGUAGUGAGUUACCGUAAGUGAAGUUCAGGCAUUAUUUGAGAUGUUCAAGACUAUUAGCAGUACAGUAAUUGAUGACGGGUUAAUAAGCAAGGAAGAGUUCCAGUUGGCAUUAUUCGAGAAUAGAAAAAAAGAAGACCUCCUUGCAAAUCGGAUUUUUGAUCUAUUUGAUCUGAAGCAAAGAGGAGUCGUUGAUUUUGAGGAUUUUGUUAGAGUAAUGAAUGUUUUCCACCCAAAUGCCCCCCAGGAAGAUAAAAUUACUUUUUCAUUUAGGCUUUAUGAUCUGGACGGCUCAGGGUAUAUUGAACGGCAAGAGGUUAAACAAAUGUUGAUUGCACUUCUACGCGAGUCUGAGAUGAAGUUGGCUGACGAAACCAUUGAGAUAAUACUUGACAAGACAUUUUCAGAGGCAGAUUCAAAUCAGGAUGGGAAGAUUGACAAAUCUGAAUGGCGAAGCUUUGUGGCUCGAAAUCCUUCAUUAUUAAAGAUAAUGACACUUCCAUAUCUAAGGGAUGUAACCACUACUUUUCCAAGUUUUGUAUUUCAUUCAGAAGUUGAUGAAGUUGCAACUUGAGAGUAGAAAAUGUAGUUCAGAAUUAGUUUUUCUCCUCCAUAUUUCUUUUGUUUUUCCCCUAAUAUAUUAAAUGUAUGUAAAUUUGUUGGGGAAAAUGCGAACUAUAUAUCUUAAUUGGGUGAGGAGGUUUUGUUAGCCCUCCCUUUUUGUAAAGUGAUUAUGCUCUUGCCAAUUUGGGCAAUUAAUAGUGAGUUUAGAGAUAAUUGUUCCAAAUCCGCGUAAA